AUGGAUAAAGAAGAUGAGAUUCCAGUCGAACAGACUGUGUCAGAUAUUGAGACAACAAGUUUAUCGAGUGGUGAGGUUGAAGCUAAGAAUGCUGAUAAUACUUUAAUCUUUGUGGACAAUCACAAAGAUGAGUUUGAGGGUUUGGAAUUGACUCCGGAAGAAGAAAGGCACCUAUGGCGUGGUAGAUACGGUAUUUUAUUUUCAUUGAUUAUGCUUAUUAAUACGGUCCUCUUUAUCGACAAGGCUACAAUGUCUUAUGCAUCUAUUCUAGGUUUAUUUGAAUCCACUAAUAUUGAUACAUCUCAGUAUGAUGACUUGAAUUCUAUAUUUUAUGUUGGAUAUACUAUUGGCCAGGCUCUAAAUUUCCUAUUACAGAAGGUUUCACUCUCGAAGUUCAUGACGAUUAUCUUGUUUUUGUGGUCAGUAAUUGUUUUCCUACAUUGUGCUGCUUACAAUUUUGUGGGGUUAAUCUUUUUGAGAUUGUUCCUUGGAUUCACCGAGAGUGUUAUUGUUCCCGCAAUGGAAGUUACGCUAUUUCAAUUUUUCACUCCGAAAGAAAGAGCCACAUUACAACCGAUAUUCUGGGUUAGUUGUGUUGGAACGCCAAUUGUUAUAGCCGGCUUUAUUGCAUAUGGUGUGCUCCAUAUUACAAACAGUAUUUCCCCAUGGAAGAUUUUUAUGAUCAUUACUGGUGGUCUCACUAUUAUUACCACAGCUAUUUCAGCUUACUUAUAUCCAUCAGAUCCCUCUAAAGCUAGGUUCCUUACAGAUAAGGAAAAAUACUUUCUUAUAAAAAGGGUUCAAAAGGAAUCAUCAUCAUCUAUUUCCCAAAAUGUUGUGAAGAGGUAUCAGGUCAUUGAGGCAUUGAAGGAUCCGAUAUCCUGGCUUUUUGCGCUCUUUGCCUUCCUUUUAAUGUUGGCCAACAACCUAAACUAUCAACAGAAUUUACUAUAUGUCUCCUUAGGAGUUUCAAACUUGGGUUCUACUUUAGUUAGUGUCGCAGGUGCUUGUUUUUCCACAUUAUACAUGAUUGCUGGAUCAUUAAUUAUUCAUUAUUGGCCUAACCACUCGGCAUUUGCUAUAGCAUUCGCGAAUGUGCCAUCUAUUGCUUCAGGUAUUGCGAUGGUUCUUAUACCAUGGAGUAACAAGUUGGCACUUCUUGCCAUGCUAGUUCUAGGUGCUAACACAUAUGGUCUUGCGUACAUUGUGGGUCUUGGAUGGGCUACAUCCAGUGCAUCCGGAAAUACCAAAAGAUAUGUAAGAAAUUUCAUGUUUAUGAUAGCUUAUGGUAUUUCAAAUAUUGUUUCCCCACAGAUUUGGAAGGGGAACCAAUCGGAAAGAUACUAUGCUGCUUGGGCUAUUCAAAUUGUGCUUGCUUGGUUUGGUUCCACAGUGGUUGGCUAUAUAAUUUUCUUCAUCCUAAAAGCUAGAAACAGGAAACGCCUUGAGCUUAUUAAACUAAACACUGAUGCAACAGGAAAGAUUGUCAAAUACAAAGAGAAUGGUGAAAAGACAAUUGAAAGAGUUGAAAUCGCUAAUCUCGAUUUAACUGAUCAUGAAAACAAGAAUUUCAUUUAUCCUUUGUGA
Molecule: messenger RNA, 1587 nt
Organism: Brettanomyces bruxellensis
Lineage: Eukaryota; Fungi; Ascomycota; Pichiomycetes; Pichiales; Pichiaceae
Exons: 1
Coding region: 1-1587 (528 amino acids)
Biological process (GO): L-cysteine transport; transmembrane transport
Cellular component (GO): membrane
Molecular function (GO): L-cysteine transmembrane transporter activity
Source: RefSeq, a predicted model, not a curated record